Cantharellus anzutake is the source of this 2867-nucleotide messenger RNA. RefSeq lists its product as uncharacterized. The transcript has 7 exons. Lineage: Eukaryota; Fungi; Basidiomycota; Agaricomycetes; Cantharellales; Hydnaceae. Bases 97 to 2796 code for a protein of 899 amino acids. The record is from RefSeq and is a predicted model, not a curated record.
CGUCCGGGGUUACGGCUUAACCGUAACACCCCCUCUUACACUGAGUUCGCUCUUUGCCUUGCACAACGAUGGUCAUUAAGUCUAGCGCGCUCCAUCAUGAGCUAUGGAUUGCUUUCCUAUCGCAAGCUGAGGGUAGCGAGGGAAAUCAACAGUGGACUACAUUUUUUAAAUCUGUUUUUUCUACUCUUUCUGCCACUCUGCGGCAGCGACGUCGAGCGCGCUAAAUGCAAAGAUUUGAUGGUGGGUGCCAUGAGACAGAACGAAUGGCGCUCCUUGGUCGAGUAUGUGGAUGAGAAACUGCGACGCAUUGGGGAUAAGAUUGUUAAGCCCCGUCUCAGUGACGGAGGUCUUCGAUCGGCGUUUGAAGAACCGUAUCGGGGAACGAGACCCAGUCUGUUUAUCAAUACGUUGAAAUCGUAUUGGGGGUCAAGCCGGGGUCCCGACUCAUCUGGGGAACCGUACAAUUGGUCCAUAUCAGUUAUCCAGUCUUCUGGAAUGGGGAAAUCCAGGAUGGUCGAGCAAGCCGCGCGCUCCAUAUUUACGAUUCCGAUCAAUAUUCGCGAGGACAUUGGCUCUCUAUUCCGAAGUGCGCAAUGUUUCAUCGCGGAUUCCAUAUUUGUGAUGACGUUAAUUUCGCCAGCGUACCCUCCUCCGGACGAGGCGUUUCGACAAUAUUUUGAAUCACAUCAGUCGAAAACCGAUCAUUGCCUGCAGGCAGAAUAUGCGAUUAUAUUGGCCUUGCUAUUCGAACAUGCCACCAAGCUUCUUAACGGCCCCACCUUCAAUAAUAAUAAAAAGAAAAAGAAAACGGGAGCAGCGCUAGCACUUGAAUGGACUGAUUAUCUCAACAAAGGACGAACCGAUGCUGAAGUUGGUAACAACAGGAAAAACUUCCUAGAUUCUGUGGCGGCUGAGGCAGUGGAGCUUCGAGCUUCGACGCUGGGUAUGGCACAAGAUAGCGCCCAUGGUAGCCCUAUAGGCCGAAUGAAGGUCUCAUGUUCCCGCUUUGUCGAAGCUCUCCCCGGGGAGGCGGGUGAACUCAAAUGUAUCGUUUAUUUUGAUGAAGCCCACCGACUUACCGAACCCGUCUCACCGGAUCAGCAGAAGGUGACGCGUACUCGCUCGCCCUAUCAUAACCUCGGCAUAGUGCUGGCUGAGCUGACAGAUUGCGCCAUUUUUUUCGUUUUUCUAUCCACGAGUUCUCAUCUCCAGAAACUGGCACCCUCGCCAGCCAGCCAUCCAUCAGUUCGUGUUGCUCAAGGUCGUCGCCUCUUCCCCCCUUUCACCGAGCUGCCGUUCGACGUGUUUGAGAACGAAGUUCUUGAAUCUUUAAAACGCGAUCGGAAGAACCCGAGCCUCGAAAACAUGUGCCAACCCAGUAUAAUGGUAGGGUUUGGACGUAGUUUAUGGUAUGUCCACCACAAAAACUGGGUAGAGAGGAAAGGAAGGCCUGUUAUACCUUUUGCCGGAGAGAAACUGAUCGCGCAAGGGGACGAGACGAGAGUGUUCCACUCUCAAGUGGCUGCGCUGGGGGUUCGCAUUGGGAUAACCUUCGACAUGACCACUCAGGCCUCGAAAGUGAUGGCUGCGGAGCUCGUUGAGUCACACAUGCGCGUUGUUUAUGCCAUUCCCCAACAUCGUGAGUUCAUGCAUAGCGGAACGCCCUCUGAGCCGGUACUGGCCGCGGCGGCAGCAUUGUACCUGAACGAUGACCAUGGGAUAGAGACGCGGGGUCCAGAGGUUCUAGCUCAGGCUUGUGGGAAAGGACUGCUUGCAAAAGGAGAGCGUGGAGAACUCUGCGGUCGACUUCUUGUGACCAUUGCACACGAUCUCGCCUUGACACAAAAGUACCAAAAAGUCACUUAUAAUCCAAAUGACGCACGUUUCCAUCAACCUGUCCCUGUCCUCGAGUUUCUCCAGGCUCUAUUUGCACAGCCAUUCCACGAGACAAUAUUGAAUGCCCACUCGGUGACGGCCAGAGAUGGUGUGCCCACCUUGGGAAAGGCGUUUGCAAAAUCUUAUAUCUGCUUUUCCCAUUUCGCUCUGGCCAAAGAUACCGAAAUGUUGACUGCCCAAAAUCUGGCAGUGGCACUACGGCGUGGAAUGGCCCUCCAAGCCAAAGAUAACCAGGACUCUAUCGAUGCUGUCAUUCCUGUCCAUAUGGGUCCCACAAGCACGACUAUCUUGCCGGAGUCCACAUCAGCCAUCAACUUGCAAUUCAAGAAUCGCAAACGGGCUGUCCCUUGCCAUGUUGAUCGCUCGAUCACUGUUCCGGAAAUUUCCAUGCCAGUAAUAUCGAUCAUUUUCGAGUUCGGAUAUGAGAGGGCAGCAACAGAUUCACUUGUGACCAUCCACACUAAGGCGACACAUCUCACGACUCGCAGCUCUGUAGGCGAAAUGCUCCCAGAUGACCACCAUUAUCAAAUUACCGCUUAUGGUUGCACUUCCGAAACUUUUCAGGCGGUUUCACCGGAUGUCGAGAACCUUUACCCGUCCAUUCUCGCGGCUCAGAGUAUCCUUGAGGACUUUCCUAGAGCAAAAUCUAAAGAGAAUUUGCAAGCCCUCGAGGACCUAAAACCGUACUUUGGUGGUGUUUUAGAAUCAAAGAAACGGUCAGAGGAGUGGGCGAAAUUGAGGUUGGAGGGCAGAAAGCGCCCGAGAUCCACGGAACCAGACAUCACACCCAGAGUCACACGUGCAGCAGCCAAAAACCAGGAUACUGGCAAGGGUGUCUCCAGAGCGUCGGGGAGCUCAACUACCCAAGUCCAACACCCUCGAAAUCGGAAGAGAGGAUAGGCCAAUGGAUGGUGGAUGCAGAGACAGGAUGUGUGCCAUAUGGAUCGCAAGACUUGAUGCAUGUCGAGAAC